AUGGUGUGUUAUGCUGACAACACGUUGGUCCAAACUUGGACGUUGGUGGUACGAGAUGCUGCGCCUUGCCGAGGUCACGGUGGCGUGUACUAUCCAGCCAGUGAGGAGGUGGGCUUGAGCGUAUCCUCCGCCAAGUCCGAAGCCAUUUCAUUUUACGACCCUUGCGGAGAACACCUCCGCCCGGCCUUUGCAUGGACAUUGCUGGAGAGAAUGGAGAGGCUCCGGGUGGGGCUCCAGAUGAGAUAUUUGGGCCUCACCAUCGACAGACUGUGGACGUUCGAGCUCGUGGUCCCUAAAGUAGCGGCCGCAGCCAACGUCUUGUGCGGCGGGGCCGGAGUCAGAGAGGCAUGGAGGGACCGUGGUGGGCUCCCGCUGACCUUCAGGACGACGCAGGUGCUCACCGGAUAUGGAGCAUUCGGGGAAUACCUGCUAAGGAUUCGGCGGGUGACGCACACUUGUCAUCAGUGUCAGGAAGAGCAGCACACGUGGCAACACACGUUGGAAUUCUGUCCAGCGUGGGCAGAUCCGUACCGUGUACUGCAGCUCGCCUCUUGUGAGAGUUUGGCCCCCUCGGCGAUCGCCCACGCAAUGCUGUGGGGGCAACAGAAGUACCUUGCCUUCCGCUCCUUCUACGAGCAAGUGAAGGGUAUGUUCGCGAAGGAGUUGGCGGAGAGAGUCAGGAAGCGACAGCGUCACCCGUCCAGAAUCCAGCACCGUAGGGGUCGUCACGCGGAAGGAGUUUCUGAACCUCCUCAUACUUGCACGACGGCCCCUAGUCCGUGGUGUUAG
This is a messenger RNA of Bombus pyrosoma, 789 nucleotides long. RefSeq lists its product as uncharacterized. The record is from RefSeq and is a predicted model, not a curated record. Lineage: Eukaryota; Metazoa; Arthropoda; Insecta; Hymenoptera; Apidae. Bases 1 to 789 code for a protein of 262 amino acids. The transcript is spliced from 2 exons.